AGCUCCAGAAUUUGUGUUUGAACAUGGCUAUCAAACAUAUCUGCCCACGGAAAGCAACGAAAACCAGACAGCCACUGUCAUCUCUGUCCCUGCCAAGUCACGUGCCAAAAAGCCCACUGCCCCACCUGCUCAGAAAAGGCUUAACUGCUGCUAUCCAGGUUGCCAGUUCAAGACUGCCUAUGGUAUGAAGGACAUGGAACGUCAUUUAAAAAUCCAUACUGGCGACAAGCCCCACAAGUGUGAAGUCUGCGGCAAGGGCUUCAGCCGGAAGGACAAGCUGAAGACCCACAUGCGCUGCCACACGGGCGUGAAGCCCUACAAGUGCAAGAGCUGCGACUACGCGGCCGCCGACAGCAGCAGCCUCAACAAGCACCUGCGCAUCCACUCGGACGAGCGGCCCUUCAAGUGCCAGAUCUGCCCCUACGCCAGCCGCAACUCCAGCCAGCUCACCGUGCACCUGCGCUCCCACACCGGGGACGCCCCCUUCCAGUGCUGGCUCUGUAGCGCCAAGUUCAAAAUCAGCUCGGACUUGAAAAGGCACAUGCGCGUGCACUCGGGGGAGAAGCCUUUCAAGUGCGAGUUCUGCAGCGUCCGCUGCACCAUGAAGGGGAACCUCAAGUCUCACAUCCGCAUCAAGCACAGCGGGAAGAGCUUCGCGUGUCCGCACUGCGACUUCCUGGGGGACAGCAAGGCGGCGCUCCGCAAGCACAGCCGGCUGCACCAGGCCGAGCACCCCGAGAAGUGCCCCGAGUGCAGCUACUCCUGCUCCAGCAAGGCCGCGCUGCGCGUGCACAGCCGCGUGCACUGCCCCGACCGGCCCUUCAAGUGCGGCCACUGCAGCUUCGACACCAAGCAGCCCAGCAACCUGGCCAAGCACGUGAAGAAGUUCCACGGCGACGCGCUCAAGAGCGAGGCGGCGGAGAGGAGAGACGCGGGCCGGCCGGGCGGCCGCCAGGCGGCCAGGCUGGACGCCAAGAAGACCUUCCACUGCGACCGCUGCGACGCCUCGUUCAUGCGCGAGGACUCGCUCCGCAGCCACAGGCGGCAGCACAGUGAGUAUGGCGACGGCAAGGGCGCCGACGUGACGGUCCUGCAGCUGCAGGUGGACGCCGGCAAGCCGCCCGCCGCGCCCCUGGCCGUGGGGCACCUGCCCCUGCCGCCCACCCCGGCGCCCCCGUUCAGCGAGGGCAGGGUCAAAAUCAUCGUGGGCCACCAAGUGCCCCAGGCCAGCACCAUCGUCCAGGCGGCGGCGGCCGCCGUGAACAUCGUGCAGCCCGCCUUGGUGGCGCCGAACCCCGAGGAGCUGCGGGGCAACAGCCGGCUGCAGGUCCUCCGCCAGGUCAACCUGAUCGCGCCCCCUCCGCCCCCCGGCUGCCCCGGCGAGGCCGCGGCGCUGCCCCAGCCGGCUGUCCUGCUGACCACCCACGACCAGACCCUCAUCCCCACCGCCCCGGGCGGCCCCCAGGAGGGCUCCGGCAACCAGACUUUCAUCACCAGCUCGGGCAUCGCGUGCACUGACUUCGAAGGCCUGAACGCCCUGAUUCAGGAGGGGACCGCUGAAGUGACGGUGGUCAGCGACGGCGGCCAGAGCAUCGCAGUGGCCACCACGGCGCCGCCCAUAUUCUCCACGUCCCAGCAAGAGCUCCCCAAGCAGACUUACUCCAUCAUCCAAGGAGGGGCCCACCCAGCGCUGCUCUGUCCCGCAGAUUCCAUCCCGGACUAGUGCUCAUAAAACAAGAGCAAGGGGGGAAAAGGAGUGACUCCCAAAAAGGACGUCAGAAAGAGAAUUCUGUAAGAGAAUUACUGCUUCCUUACUGUUUUCAAGGGCUGCUGUGAAAAACGCCUCGCCCCCAUAAUAAAUGGCAAUUUUAUACUGCUCACUGUAAUUUGUUUACGCUGUGAUGAUUUUGAGCCCUCUGAAUCACCCUGUUCUAACUGCUGUGGAGUGAGUCUUCAGUGCUACCAACAUGACCCGUUUAGGGGCUGGAAUGAAAGGAGUAGUGAAUGCAUUUGUUUGCUUCCAACUUGUUUCCCAGCUCUAAUAAAGGAUUUUUCCAUCUCAUUAAAUUUGUGUAGUAGAUGGUACUUCUCAGCCUAUUGUGAGCUUCCAUUCUGAAACCCCCCCAGUGUUUGGGGGUAAUAGUGUUUUAAUACAUGGAUACAAAUCUAUUGGCAUGAAGGACCAUUUUCUACAUAAUGUUACAUGGAUAUGCCUAAAAACAGUUUAGGGCAAAUGAGGGGGCGGGGGAAGGAAUGGUUUCCUAAUAAGUUGAUACAUGAUUCAAACAUAACAAAUGUUAAUGAUUCUUUAGAGUCACCGUGUGAUUUGGGUUAUUGGGGGGGGGGGGGUGAGUUAUAUAAUUAAAGAGAACUUGAAUAAGCAAA
Messenger RNA from Odocoileus virginianus texanus, 2385 nucleotides. The record is from RefSeq and is a predicted model, not a curated record. NCBI's taxonomy places the organism in Eukaryota, Metazoa, Chordata, Mammalia, Artiodactyla, Cervidae.